Messenger RNA from Anas platyrhynchos (mallard), 5314 nucleotides. RefSeq names its product calpain 3 (gene CAPN3). Lineage: Eukaryota; Metazoa; Chordata; Aves; Anseriformes; Anatidae. Gene Ontology annotation, molecular function: calcium-dependent cysteine-type endopeptidase activity; calcium ion binding. Gene Ontology annotation, cellular component: calpain complex; cytoplasm. Gene Ontology annotation, biological process: negative regulation of apoptotic process; proteolysis. The record is from RefSeq and is a predicted model, not a curated record.
UUUUAGAUUUCACUGGUUAAAGCUCGCCUCUUCUCAGUGUUCCUACACACAGGGCCAGCAAACAUGCUGUAGAUAGUACAACUCCAGCACAGGAGUAAGCCUACAAAUUACCUUGUGCCACAUCAAGGAACAAAUUCCAGCUUCUUACAACAAAAUACUGCUGCCCUUUGAGAAGAUGCACGAUGUGCUCAAUCACAAGGAAUUUCAUCGCUUACAACUCUGACUAGGAGAUUUUCAACAGGAAGAAAAAAGGGGGAAGAGCAACUUCCUCUUUUCACAAAUUUCCUUCUAGUUUUCAAGAUCUUGCUUUCUUUCAACACUUGCUCGAAGGCUGAUUCCCAUGCCGUCCGCCAUAAAUGCAGCAGUGGCUCAGCAGACAGCUGCUGGGUCAGUUCCCAGUGCUACUGUUAGCACUACAGCUGAAGGUACAGGUGGGGGCACAGGGGGGAUUUAUUCUGCCAUUAUAAGUCGCAACCAGCCCAUUAUCAAAGUAAAGGAAAAGACCUAUGAAGAGCUUCACAGGAAGUGCCUGGAGAAAAACAUUCUCUAUGAGGAUCCUGAUUUCCCACCUAAUGAGAGUUCCCUCUUCUACAGCCAGAAAAUCCCCAUCAAGUUUGAAUGGAAAAGACCACGUGAAAUCUGUGAGAAUCCACGAUUUAUUAUUGGUGGAGCUAACAGAACAGAUAUCUGCCAAGGAGAAUUAGGUGACUGCUGGUUCCUGGCUGCCAUUGCUUGUCUGACACUGAAUAAAAAACUGCUCUGCAGAGUUAUACCUCAUGACCAGUCCUUUAUUCAAAACUAUGCUGGCAUCUUUCACUUUCAGUUUUGGCGCUAUGGAGACUGGGUGGAUGUCAUCAUUGAUGACUGCCUACCCACAUACAACAACCAGCUGGUCUUCACCAAGUCCUCCCAACGCAACGAGUUCUGGAGCGCUCUCCUGGAAAAGGCCUAUGCAAAACUCCAUGGGUCCUACGAAGCUUUGAAAGGAGGAAACACCACAGAGGCCAUGGAGGACUUCACUGGAGGAGUGACAGAGUUCUAUGAGAUAAAGGAUGCUCCUAAAGAUAUCUAUAAAAUCAUGAAACAUGCCAUUGCCAGAGGAUCCCUCAUGGCCAGCUCUAUUGAUGAUAACCUAGGCUUUUCCUACGGAUCAGCUCCUAGAAGCGACAUUGGUGAAAUGAUUGCUCGAAUGGUGAAGAAUCUAGAAAAUGCACAGAUGUCUCACCCCACUGUGGACUACCAGGGGACAGAUGAAAGGCCAGCCUGGACCAUAGUGCCAAUGCAGUAUGAAACCCGGAUGUCUUGCGGACUGGUCAAAGGUCAUGCCUACUCUGUCACAGCUGUGGAAGAGACAACAUUUAAAGGGGAAAAAAUACGCCUGGUAAGGUUGAGAAACCCCUGGGGACAGGUGGAAUGGAAUGGACCUUGGAGUGAUAAAUCAGAAGAGUGGAACUUCAUUAACGAAGCAGAGAAAGUCCGUCUGCAGCACAAGAUCGCGGAGGAUGGGGAGUUCUGGAUAUCUUUUGAAGAUUUCAUGAGGCAUUUCACAAAACUUGAGAUCUGUAACCUCACACCUGAUACUCUGGAAGCUGAUAAACUCCAGACCUGGACUGUGUCAGUCAACGAAGGGCGCUGGGUGAGAGGCUGCUCAGCUGGAGGCUGCCGCAAUUAUCCAGAUACAUUUUGGACCAAUCCCCAGUAUCGUCUGAAGCUCCUGGAGGAAGAUGACGAUCCUGAGGAUGAAGAGGUUAUCUGCAGCUUCCUUGUUGCACUGAUGCAGAAAAACAGGAGGAAAGAACGCAAGCUGGGAGCCAACCUGUACACCAUUGGCUUUGCCAUCUAUGAGGUGCCCAAAGAGAUGCAUGGCACUAAGCACCACUUGCAAAAGGAUUUUUUCCUCUACAAUGCCUCCAAAGCUAGAAGUAAGACUUACAUAAACAUGAGAGAAAUCUCUGAGCGCUUCCGGCUGCCUCCCAGCGAGUACGUUGUCAUACCAUCAACAUAUGAACCCCACCAGGAAGGAGAAUUCAUUCUGAGGGUUUUCUCAGAGAAAAGAAGUCUUUCAGAGGAGGUUGAAAACAUGAUUGAGGCAGACCGUCCAUCAAAGAAGAAAAAAGGCAAGCCUAUCAUCUUUGUUUCUGACAGAGCAAACAGCAAUAAGGAGCUGACAACAGAUGAAGACGCUGGCAAAGAUGGUGACAAAACCCUCAGAGAUGAGAAAAAGCGUCAUUCAGCAAAAGCUCGUGAAGAGAAUGAAGAGGAAAAACAAUUCAGGAAUAUUUUCCAACAGAUUGCAGGAGAUGACAUGGAGAUCAAUGCUGAAGAACUCAGGAACGUUCUAAAUAAUGUCGUAAAAAAACAUAAGGACCUAAAGACAGAAGGAUUUGAACUGGAAUCCUGCCGCAGCAUGAUUGCUUUAAUGGAUACAGAUGGCUCAGGGAAGAUAAACUUUGAUGAAUUUCGACAUCUCUGGGACAAGAUUAAAAGCUGGCAGAAAAUUUUCAAGCGUUAUGACACAGAUCAUUCGGGAACCAUUAACAGCUAUGAGAUGCGCAAUGCAGUCAAGGAUGCAGGAUUUCGGCUGAACAACCAGCUCUACGACAUCAUUACAAUGCGCUACGCUGACAAGAACAUGAACAUCGAUUUUGACAGCUUCAUCUGCUGCUUUGUGCGACUGGAUGCUAUGUUCAGGGCAUUCCACGCCUUUGAUAAAGACGGGGAUGGAAUCAUUAAGCUCAAUGUGCUAGAGUGGCUGCAGCUCACCAUGUACGCCUAACACCGGAGCCCUCUGCCACCUUCAUCAAGAACACGCUCAAGACCUCUCUUUUAAGUAAUGAACUCCAUUCAUCCCCAAGUGCAAAUGAGCAUUGCACACUAUAUAUGCGCUUCACUCACUGAGAUGAAUGGUACAUGAAAGAAUCCCUUGGAAAAGAGACAGCUGUACUCCAGUAGACCAGUGUUCAUAAUCUGUAACUACUUUUGUAGUAUCUCUAUGACAUUUUACUUUGGGCAGCAAGGAUUAAUUUAUUAAUGACUGUGUUAAGAUGUUUCUGCAUGGUAAUGAGUAAUGGUUCAUGCUCCGUGUCUGCUUACGCUGACAAUUACAAAGUCUUCCCUCAAGUCAGUGCGAGUCAGGCAGAACUGGGACUGUAUCUAACUGUGAAUGUCAGAGAUGUUUACUACCACCUUGGAAUUAGUCAACUCUUUGUUCUGAUUUUGGUACUUUCAUUUUAGCCUCUUCAUAAUGUGGACUAUUUCACAUGAGAUUGCGCUAACUACAUUAAUGUUAUGCAUCCUAAUAAUGUUAAUGUAUGUCAUUGUAGCCAUGCAGGUUGGUUCUCUGCUGUGCUAAAAUGUGGAAGUCAGGCACAACAGGCUGCACCAUCUAGGUAUGUCUUGGGUCUAGUGCCUCAGUAAAAAUGGCAGAACAAAGCAAUUCAGUCUCAAACAUUUUUAGUAUCCCCAUGCUAUCUGUUAUGCAUUGAAUGGUUUUACUUUUUCAUCAUAACUGCAUUCUCUGUAAAACUGAGGAAGUGGUGUUCUGCUUUCAAGAAAGCCGCUCAGGAAAGAAAAUCUCUUAUACACACAUAUAUAUAUAUAUAUAUAUAUAUUAUUUAUAUAUAGAUGUACAUGUAAAACCAUACACGCACACUUUUUUGUCCUCAGGGUUCUAUGUUGUUGACUAACAGUUUCUGCAUUCUGUUUUAAUCUCAAAACCAGCUGGAUCCCAACUCAGAGUCCUUUCCCUGGUUAUGAAGUAAAGGUUUUACUGGUUAUGAAGUAAAAACUCCAUUUUUCUGAAUAUUGUAAAAGAAUCACAUCUACUACUUCUACAUUUAGGAACAUAGUAUUGCCUUUUAUUAGUGUAUUAUCUUCUCAAUGUAUAGGCAAAUAAUUUAGUGGCUGUUGUAUUAGUGGGUAUGUCAAGGCUAGCCUAAAUUUUCCUUGAUAAAACCUUCCUCUGUUCUGUCUUCCUAUCAGUGAUUUGCAGAUCCUCUAAAAGGUGUUUCCACCUCUUGUCUUAGUUGAUCAUUAUCCCUCUUGCAGUUUAACCGCAAACUAGGGAGUCAAUGAUUAGGAGGAAGAUUAAAGAAUUACUAACUACAACCUAACAGUAAAUUUCAGGGGCUCAAUAAAUUAAAAUAACACCAGACUAAUGCAGAGAGCAAAUAAGCAGCGGGUUUUUAGUACAGGUUAUGCACUAAAACAAUGAACAACAACACACUCAAAGUAUAGAAGUAUUUCCUGGCAUUAUUCAGUAUUUCUUUAUUGUAAGAUGUGAGUUUUAGCAGAAUCAGACACUUAACGUUGGUGUGACCACUUGGGGAAGAUGGUUAGAAUGUGUAAGUACAGUUUAACUGAACUGAAAAUACAUCAACCGAGUUUUGACCCAUCCUUUAGAGUUCACUUUUUUGAAGAAACAAAGGGGGAUGAAUACUGAGCACUCUCCCAUCAUUCUCAUGAAUAUACAGCAGCUUCUGUAGUUUUACUGCAAACGUGAAAUCAGUUUAAGAUCUCAAACGCCAGUCAGUUCAUGAUCUGAAUGCAUUAAAAAAAGCAGGUAAGCUUGAUAGGCUUUCAGAACUGAUCAAUCACUAAUCAAUACAAAAUAGGAUAGAAAAACAUGCGCAAGAAAGGGGUGUGAAGAGACCAGACUUGGUCAGGAGAACCUUCUACUGAGAGGAAGCCCUUGCCUCAUGCAUGUAUGCACAAAAUUUUUGGUGAAGUCUGUAUUUUAAAUAGUGUAUUCUAUUUUCUAAUUAAGUGUUAACAUAUAUGAAAAGUAGCUAGUCAAAUUAAAAGCUCUUAUUUUUUUUUCCCCUUCUUCAUGUGAGGCUUAAAAAAUACAAUCUAAGGAAUCAUUAGAAUAGCUGCUUAAUUAAGGCAACAAAAGAUGAAUAGUCUUAGUUCUUUAGUAGUGAAAAGUAACAAUGCAAAACAAGCUACUAUUGUAAAGAAAAAUUGCAAAACCAAAUCCUAGCAUACUUACUCCAAUAAGUAUCACAUUUAACUGACAGUUCACUAAGAAACAGAAAACCUUUUGACUAUAAAGGUUCUUAAUGUUGUCUUGCACUGUAACAUACUCUAAAAGAGUAAGAAAAUCCUAUAGUUCAUGUAAGGAAGGGUUAUUCUCCUUUAAAUUCAACUUUUGUUUUAACCCAAAUUAAGAUUAUAAAAUGACUGGAAGACCAGGAUCCCUAAGUUCCAGCCACAUGGUAUCCCUAGUAAGCCAUUAUUUUCCACACAAAAAUAUGGCAGAGAUACACUUGGUUGGGGUCCUCAUAAAAAAAGAAAAUCCAUCAGUCAAAAAAAA